ACCCCGGAUUGCACGCACGAACGCGAUGGCUGCCCCGACCAAGUUCAGUUUUUCCGUCAGGAGCAUCCUGGACUUGCCUGAGCAGGAUGCGGAGGCAGCGCCGCGGUCCUCCCCGCUGUACUCCUCCCCGCGGUACUCCUCCUGCUCCUCCAGCUCGCCCUACAGCUCCUGGAUGGACUGCGACCGGAGUCCUUGCAUAUCUUCUGACGAAAGUAGCCUCGAGGCCUCCCCCGACUCCACCAAGCCGGAUGACUCGUCCUCGGAGCCCGACAAGAGCAAGAAGAGCAAGAAGCGCCGGGUUUUGUUCUCCAAGGCCCAGACCCUGGAGCUGGAGAGGCGCUUCCGGCAGCAGCGCUACCUGUCCGGCCCGGAGAGGGAGCAGCUGGCCCGGCUCCUCAGCCUGACCCCGACCCAGGUGAAGAUCUGGUUCCAGAACCACCGCUACAAGAUGAAGAGAGGCCGCGCAGAGGGAGCGCUGCUAGACUUGGACAUACCGCAGCCUCCCAUGCUGCGCAGGGUCGUUGUUCCGAUCCUGGUCCGGGAUGGGAAACCUUUUCACACCUGCUUACUUGACACGGAGAAAGCUGGAUGUUUACCUCCUUCUCAAGCGGUACCCUUCACCUUAGCCUACCCGACUCUUCAGCAUCCGUCCCCCGUCGCUCUUCCUCCAAGGUACCACCAGCACUUUCCCACCGCGGCGGCCUCCAGGUUCGCCUGGAGAGACUUUUGGAGCGACUCGGUCCACUUUAAUUCUUUCAAGUGAAAACCUCAAUUCAACGCACAAACUCAUUUAGAAUUGCAUCAAAUGUUUUCUGAAUGCAUAUUUUUCGAGCAACUUAAACAUUUAGUUUUUCAAUAUAGAACGAAGGAUAUUUUUGCACAUUUGAUUUCGAUAUUUUACUAUUUUUUAAAAUGCUGAUGAUAUUUUCUCACACUUGGGGCUUACUGGUGUAGCCUGUAGAUUUUUAAUUAUCCGGUGAGAUAAUGUAUUUUUAUUUGUAUGUGAAGCUGUUGAAACAUAAUAUUUGUAUAAAUAACGUGUGUUGGAGACAAUAAGCUACAGAAGGCUUUAGAGAUGAAGGAAAAUAAUGUUAUUUGUUGUCUUUAAGGAGACUUUCUGUAAAAGUUUUAACUGUAAAAUGUUUCUUUUUUGUGAACGAAAUGAUUAAUAAAAAGUUUCUCAUAUUUUGU
This is a messenger RNA of Cottoperca gobio, 1191 nucleotides long. RefSeq names its product NK2 transcription factor related, locus 9 (Drosophila) (gene nkx2-9). The transcript is spliced from 2 exons. Gene Ontology annotation, cellular component: nucleus. NCBI's taxonomy places the organism in Eukaryota, Metazoa, Chordata, Actinopteri, Perciformes, Bovichtidae. The record is from RefSeq and is a predicted model, not a curated record. Gene Ontology annotation, molecular function: RNA polymerase II cis-regulatory region sequence-specific DNA binding; DNA-binding transcription factor activity, RNA polymerase II-specific. The coding region runs from base 26 to 763 and encodes 245 amino acids. Gene Ontology annotation, biological process: cell differentiation; regulation of transcription by RNA polymerase II.